Molecule: messenger RNA, 3293 nt
Organism: Anolis sagrei ordinatus
Lineage: Eukaryota; Metazoa; Chordata; Lepidosauria; Squamata; Anolidae
Gene: PDE5A
Product: phosphodiesterase 5A
Biological process (GO): signal transduction
Molecular function (GO): protein binding; 3',5'-cyclic-nucleotide phosphodiesterase activity
Source: RefSeq, a predicted model, not a curated record
GAGGGCAGCCCUGUGCUUUUCCUGCAGCCCGAGCAUGUGUAUUUUCUCUCCCGGUGGGACUUUCUAAGCCGAGGGUGGGUCUUCUGCUUCUCCCCCUUUUUUUCUUCAGUGGGGGAGGACGGAAGAGAAGAAGCCAGAGGGGGCCGGAUGGAUGGCUGGCUGGGCUGCAGUCCGGCCAAAGAUUUCCUGCCGAGAUCAAGGCUGCUCUCGCCUGGCUUUCCUCACUUUCUCUUGUUUGACAUGCUGCCUUUUGGAGACAAGACGAGAGAGAUGGUCAAUGCAUGGUUUUCUGAGCGAGUUCAUACCAUUCCAGUGUGCAAAGAAGGGACCAAAUCCAACAGUGAAACUUGUUCUUGUUCCACUCUCCAAACAACACGUGCAGAGAGCACUAAUUCUACACCUCCAGCCAGGAAGAUAUCUGCCUCUGAAUUUGACAGACCUCUUAGGCCUAUUGUUGUCAAGGAUUCCAUUGGGACAGUGAGUUUCCUAUCAGACUCUGAGAAGAAGGAGCAGAUGCCUCUCCAGUCUCGGACGCUUAGGACCGAUGCAGGGGACCAAUGCACAAGGCUCUUAGAACUGGUGAAGGAUAUUUCUAGUCACUUGGACGUCACAGCCCUUUGCCACAAAAUUUUCUUGCACAUCCAUGAACUCAUAGCUGCAGAUCGCUAUUCCCUCUUUCUGGUUUGUGAGGAUAGUUCCAAUGAGAAAUUUCUUGUCAGCAGGCUGUUUGAUGUUGCUGAAGGUACCACUUUAGAAGAAGCUUCCAACAACUGCAUCCGUUUGGAAUGGAACAAAGGAAUUGUAGGCCAUGUUGCAGCUUUGGGCCAGCCUUUGAAUAUUAAGGAUGCCUAUGAGGAUCCCCGAUUCAAUGCAGAAGUGGACCAAAUAACAGGCUAUAAGACACAGAGUAUUCUUUGUAUGCCAAUCAAGAAUCACAGAGAAGAGGUUGUUGGUGUGGCACAAGCAAUCAAUAAGAAGUCUGGUGGAGGAGGAACAUUUACUGAACAAGAUGAGAAGGAUUUUUCUGCUUACUUGGCAUUUUGUGGGAUUGUUCUUCACAAUGCUCAGCUCUACGAGACAUCCUUGCUUGAAAACAGACGCAAUCAGGUGCUUCUUGAUCUUGCAAGCCUAAUUUUUGAAGAGCAGCAGUCUUUGGAGGUUAUUUUGAAGAAGAUAGCUGCUACAAUAAUUUCCUUCAUGCAGGUGCAAAAAUGCACUAUUUUCAUAGUGGAUGAAGAUUGUUCUGAUUCAUAUUCUAGUGUUUUCCACAUGGAAUUUGAAGAAUUAGAAGAUUCCAAUGAGACACACAAAAGAGAUUAUGAUACAAACCAAAUUAAUUAUAUGUAUGCUCAAUAUGUCAAGAACACCAUGGAGCCUCUUAACAUUCCAAAUAUUCGCCAAGACAAGAGAUUUCCUUGGACAAAUGAAAGCACAGAUCAGAAUAUUGAAAGUUUACUGUGCACACCAAUCAAGAAUGGAAAGAAGAAUAAAGUGAUAGGAGUAUGCCAACUGGCAAAUAAGAUGGAGGAAAAUUCAUGCAAAAUAAAAGCAUUCAACAGAAAUGAUGAGCAGUUCCUCGAAGCUUUUGUCAUCUUCUGUGGCUUAGGCAUCCAGAACACGCAGAUGUACGAAGCUGUGGAAAGAGCCAUGGCGAAGCAGAUGGUGACAUUGGAGGUCCUUUCUUACCAUGCUUCAGCUGCUGACGAAGAGGCGAGGGAACUUCAGGUAACAGCGGCUGCUGUUGUCCCAUCUGCGCAAUCUCUUGGGCUCACUGAUUUUUAUUUCAGUGACUUUGAGCUCUCAGAUAUGGAGACUUCUCUGUGCACAAUCCGAAUGUUCACCGAUCUUAAUCUGGUGCAGAAUUUCCAGAUGAAACAUGAGGUUCUUUGCAGAUGGAUUUUAAGUGUGAGGAAAAAUUAUCGGAAAAAUGUUGCCUAUCACAACUGGAGGCAUGCGUUUAACACAGCCCAGUGCAUGUUUGCCGCUUUAAAGUCAGGGAAGAUUCAGAACAAGCUUACUGACACUGAGGUGCUGUCUUUGCUGAUCGCAGCACUGAGCCAUGAUUUAGAUCAUAGAGGGGUGAACAAUUCUUACAUACAAAGGAGUGAACACCCACUUGCACAGCUAUAUUGCCACUCGAUCAUGGAACAUCACCAUUUUGACCAGUGCCUGAUGAUCCUGAACACUCCAGGAAACCAAAUUCUUAGUGGUCUUUCUGUUGAAGAAUACAAGGCAACUGUCAAAAUGAUCAAACAAGCCAUUCUUGCCACAGACCUUGCACUGUACAUUAAGAGAAGAGGCGAGUUUUUUGACCUUCUGAGGAAGAAACAGUUUAACCUAGAAGACCCUUAUCAAAAAGAGCUAUUUUUGGCAAUGCUCAUGACUGCAUGUGACCUAUCAGCAAUAACCAAACCAUGGCCAGUUCAGCAACGGAUAGCUGAGCUUGUCGCUGCUGAAUUCUUUGAUCAAGGGGAUAAAGAGAGACAAGAACUCAACAUAGAGCCAACUGAUUUAAUGAAUCGCGAGAAGAAAAACAAAAUCCCCAGCAUGCAAGUUGGAUUCAUUGAUGCCAUCUGCUUACAGCUUUAUGAGGCACUGACACACAUAUCGGAAGCCUGCUAUCCUUUGCUGGAAGGCUGCAGAAAGAACAGGCAGAAGUGGCAAGCUUUAGCUGAGCAGCAGGAAAAUAACUUGAUCAAUGGGGAAAAUAAUCAGCCAAAGAGGAACUGAGAUAGCCCUUCAUUCAGAAGUGCUGGUUUACAAAAAAAGAUAUUUAUAUAUAAUAAUUUGGGAAUACUUAGCAUUUUGCUAGACACUGUAUGAAAUAGGUGUAUAAUUUGCCACUGCUGUAUUUUAAAUAUGAGAGACAUAUAUUUUUGCACAGCAUUUGGAAGCGCAAUAUGAACGUUUUUAUGUGUACCGUUGUAUCAUAGUUGUAUAUUUUCAAUAUUUCAUAUAAGAAAGAACAGAUUUGCAGUUCGCAGGUCCAGUUUUAUAUGAUGGUAUGGAAAGGGAGAGUUUCCAGGACUGUUUUGGAAGCCUCUUGGCUCAGGAAGUUGUACAUAAUUACUUAGCUUUGAUUAAUGGCCAGUACCUUCAAGAUUAUCAUAUUUGGCACCUUUUUUUCAUUUGUUUGUGUUGUCUGUAAUUUUUUUAAUGUGUGUGUACAUAUAAAUAAUGAAAGAACAGUGUUGCCUUUGGACAUUGAGAAAUAUGGAGACUGAUAUUCACUACAGAGACUGCUUGCUGUGAUAAAUCUAGCACCAAAUAAAGCCAGUGUUUUCAGAGGCAAA